Messenger RNA from Orussus abietinus, 1349 nucleotides. It is a transcript of the gene Cyt-c1, whose product is annotated as cytochrome c1, heme protein, mitochondrial. The record is from RefSeq and is a predicted model, not a curated record. The transcript has 9 exons. Gene Ontology annotation, biological process: mitochondrial electron transport, ubiquinol to cytochrome c. Gene Ontology annotation, molecular function: electron transfer activity; heme binding. Lineage: Eukaryota; Metazoa; Arthropoda; Insecta; Hymenoptera; Orussidae. The coding region runs from base 137 to 1057 and encodes 306 amino acids.
UGGUAAGCUUGAUGGAAGCAAUUUGACUCUUGCCACUGUUAGUAGAAAAUAUUCCUACAGACUUAAGAUAUAAAAGGGUGCGGUAUUAAAUUAUACUGUUGACUACCGACCCCUGCACAUUGCACCUCUGGCCAAGAUGGCGGCUUCGUUAGGAAGGAUCUGCGGGUCUGGUCUUCUAAAAUCAAAUAAUGGAGCAUUGCUUAAUCAGGCCUGUAACUAUUCAACGGUCAGAGGAUGGUCAAGGGGUCGAAAAGCGUUAAUGACAUGCUUGGGAGUGGCAGCCGGUGGAGUAGGAGCCUUAGUAUAUGCCUUGGAGACUUCGGUAAAAGCCGAUGAAUUAGUGGCUCAUCCUUCAACCUAUGGCUGGUCCUUUUAUGGUUUAAUCAAUUCUUUAGAUCAUGCAAGUAUGAGACGAGGAUGGGAAGUGUACAAAAAUGUGUGUUCAGCCUGCCACAGCUUGCAAUAUGUGGCUUAUCGUCAUCUUAUAGGUGUAACGCACACCGAAGCAGAGGCAAAGGCCCUUGCAGAGGAAAUUCAGGUUAAGGAUGGACCUGAUGAAGCGGGUGAAUACUUUAUGCGAUCUGGAAAAUUAUUUGAUUAUGUACCAUCUCCAUAUCCUAAUGAAGAGGCUGCACGGGCUGCAAAUAAUGGUGCUUACCCACCCGAUCUCUCUUACAUGGUCAAUGCAAGGCAUGAUGGAGAGAAUUACGUUUUCUCAUUGCUGACGGGAUAUUGUGACCCUCCAGCGGGCAUACCUGUGAGAGAGGGUAUGUCCUUUAAUCCAUACUUCCCAGGUGGGGCUCUCGGUAUGGGACAAAUCAUUUAUGACGAAGUGAUGGAAUAUGAAGAUGGUACACCACCAGUCGCAUCGCAAUUAGCUAAAGAUGUCACCACAUUCCUCAUGUGGACCGCUAACCGAGAACAUGAUGAAAGAAAACAGAUGUUUAUAAAAGUCAUGGGAUUGUUUUCGAUCAUGCUAGGCGUUUGUUAUUACAUUAAACGACACAAAUGGUCUGUUAUAAAGACCACUAAGAUAGCAUAUGUUCCCAAGAAGUAGUCAAAUACUUAAGUCGCAAAUUGAUUCAAUCGUUAGCCCACAAAAACUAUUGGAACAGUGCUGCAUGCCUGGGAAACAAUCGUAGUUUUUUAAUUUAUAUGAAGUAAAUGGAGACAGUUGGCGAAGUCGGGCUAUCAUCGUUACUCAUCAUAACACCAUCAGAAAAUUUCACGCCAGCCGCUGACGUCCAAUUAUCAUCGACGCCAAAUGAUUCAACUUGUACCAUGUACAUAUAUGAAUUCAAGCAAUACCACCAUUGCUUGUCAAAAUAAACCGUUAAACCAUAUGUUUA